This is a messenger RNA of Daldinia childiae, 2247 nucleotides long. Its product is annotated as putative RNA-binding protein C57A7.13. Gene Ontology annotation, molecular function: RNA binding. Gene Ontology annotation, cellular component: nucleus. The transcript has 6 exons. Gene Ontology annotation, biological process: mRNA splicing, via spliceosome. The coding region runs from base 1 to 2247 and encodes 748 amino acids. Lineage: Eukaryota; Fungi; Ascomycota; Sordariomycetes; Xylariales; Hypoxylaceae. The record is from RefSeq and is a predicted model, not a curated record.
AUGUAUGACGACUACGAUCAUCGGCCUCGCGACGAGCGAGACUACCACAGACGUAGAUCGCCCGCUCCUAGGGACCACCACUAUCGUUCGCGGCAUGGAAAAGAAUCCUCUAGAUCGCCUAGAAGGACGCCUCCAAAGGGACCAAGAGGGGAGGAAUCCUACCGUACCCGGCGUUCUCCUGUCGGACGAAGACACAAUUCACCUCAUCGACGAGAUACCUCUCCUGAAUAUCGUAAUAAUUACUUGGGCCGCGCUGUGAAAGAUGGCGGCGAGCCCUACGACCGCGAACCCGAAUAUUCGCCCCCGUACGACCAUGGUCGGGGUCGACACUACACAGAUCACGACGAUCCCCGAGGACGUUAUAGUCGAAGUCCCCGGCGCGCCAACUCAGGUGGUUCCUCACCUUUUGAUUCUGGUGAUGAUAGUUACUACCACGAUAACCGCCGGCCUAGAUCAGGACGACCCUACCAUACCCUGAAGUUGGAUAAUAUCCCUGACGGGAUGAGCACACAAGAGAUUGAUUCUACCAUGCGGGACAUGGGAGCUACCGGCCUUAUUGAAAUCCGUAUCAAGUCAGAUGAUAGAAGCGGCAAUCGUCGGUUGUACGCAUUUGCUGAAUUUAGGUCCGAAGACGAUGCUAUCGGCUUCUACGAGAGAAACUACCCUGCUCUUGACAUCGCUAACCCUCACGGUUCCUCUAUUCGUAUACCUAUAGAAUAUAGUCGAGAACGGCGGCAUAUCGCAAAUCCGGACGAUUGGAAAUGCACAAUGUGUCAUUUCGAGAACUUUUCCCGCCGAGCAACUUGUAAGCAAUGCAAAGCACCUAGGACAUCGGAGAAUACCGCAGAUAUGAAGCUCGAUGGUAAAAGUGAUGAAUGUCCACAACAAACACCAUCCCAGUUCAUCGUCAUUCGCGAAUUAGCUUCUUCUGUUACCGAGACUACUUUGGCCAAUGACAUUAAGAAGCUCUAUGUAACUAAGGAUGAAGAGCCUAAACAAUCAUCCAGCGCCCCUAACAAACUCAGGAGUACAGCUCCAAUUGGCAAUACUAGCGGGUUAGGUGCCAAGCCUGGCUCGCUGGUGCGCGUCUUUAUGAUACGGGACAAAUACUUGGAUAUCAGUUGUAAUUAUGGGUUUGCCGAAUUCUCAACCCUAGACGAUGCUCGAGCCGCUAUGGCCAAGUACAAUGCUUCCCCUCAGUUUACGAUUGCCUCAAAGCCUGCUUCUAUUGCAUUCAUCCAUUCCGGCGUCUUUAUACCCGUGCUACACCCGAUACAAGGCGAGGAUCGUAAGUUCACUUUUGCGGCAACCCAUAACCAAUCUCUAAGAUUGGUAUAUUGGAACCCAUCAGUGUAUGCUAACGAGCUUACCAUAUUCAACGAAACUUUAUAUGAGGACAAGCCGUCUAGCAUAGAGCAACUCAAGGACGACGCUGAUCGAGCACCGGGCAAAGACUCGAAGAAGAGAAAAGCAGAGAAGGAUCUUGCCGCGCCCAAUGGAAAGAAGGUCAUCGCAAUGGCUCCUCAACUACAGAUGUGGGCAAACAAGCAUGCCGAGCUUCACGGGCCGAAGGAGUCGAGCAAUGGUGCGGAGCCUGUCGAAGUUAAAGCACCCGUGACUGGUUCUAAUGCCAUUGGUCCUGUAAUUCUGAGCACUCCGGCCCCAACACGAACGGCCUUUGUGUCGUAUGCUGAUAUUGAUCAAAUGUGUUGUCUGCUCUGUAGACGGAAGUUCAAGAACGAACCUUCGCUCCGCCGACAUGAGCAAAUGAGCGACAUGCAUAAAGCUAAUCUCGACAAUGAUACAGCAAUUACCAAGGCAACUGCAGAUUUGAAGGCGCUCGGUAAAGAGCCAGUAUCUAGCUACCGGGAUCGAGCUAAGGAGCGGCGAAUGGCGCACAAUCAGCCUAGCAAACCAAAGCCUCACCUUCCCAGAAAGCAGCCCCAGACAACCAAAGACGCAGGACCAGCUGCGGAAGCAACGCCCGCGAAGCCUACGGUAUCAAAAGGUGCAGGAUUGCUGGCCAAAAUGGGAUGGAGCACCGGCGAAGGUCUCGGAGCUGAAGGGGGUGGGCGAACCGCUAUCAUCGAAACCAUGGCCUAUACUCCCGGGGUGGGUCUUGGAGCCGAGGGCGGCAAGCUUGGGGAUGCUACUGAAGAGGCUGCUCGAGCUACGAAAAAUGACUACUCGGACUUUGUCUCGAAGGCCAAGGACAAGGCCAGAGAGCGCUACGAGAAGAUGAAUUAG